This is a messenger RNA of Vollenhovia emeryi, 1484 nucleotides long. RefSeq names its product protein TSSC1. Gene Ontology annotation, molecular function: protein binding. Lineage: Eukaryota; Metazoa; Arthropoda; Insecta; Hymenoptera; Formicidae. Gene Ontology annotation, biological process: protein ubiquitination. The record is from RefSeq and is a predicted model, not a curated record. Bases 119 to 1246 code for a protein of 375 amino acids. The transcript has 6 exons.
AGCGGAGGCUUUACAACAGCUUUUGACAGAUCGUACAGUCCGAAAAACCGAACACGCGUCUCACGUGACGAAGUUUAAUAAAUGUCAAAUUUUGCACGGUGAGACGCAACGCUCGAAAAUGGAAAACGAUAAUCCGGUCAUAUAUGGACUCGAAUUCCAAACCAGGGCACUGUCUGCCCAGACGGCCGAGACGGACAUCGUGAGAUUCUUGGUGGGGACUCAGUCUUUAAAAUUCAGCAACAACCAGGUUCACUUGGUGGAGCUCAACGAGGAAACUGGCAACUUGAAGACGCAGGUGUUUCAGCAUCCAGUAGGAGAAAUCUGGUCCUUACAAGCUUCUCCGACUGAACCUAACAUAUUUAUCACAUGUUACAACAGCUUGAGUGAGGAAGGUACCUGCCGGAUGAAAGGGGCCAUCUGGAGAUUUCCCGAGAUAAAAGAGUACACCAACGACGUUCUGCAACUCGACCAGCUAGCCGAUAUUGAUACGACUCCGUAUGGCACUGAUCUCAAGACGAUCGCCUAUCAUCCUAUGGAUAGCAAGAGGGCUGUGUCAGUGGUGGAUAAUAAUUUUGUUCUGUGGGAUCUGGCUGAAGGACCUCAGGUUAUGAUAUCAGGCAAUCUAGCAGGCAAGGGUCAGCCACGGUUUACGAACGGUAAAUGGAAUCCUCACAACGGUGCCAAUCAGUUUGUCACCUUGAAUGAUAACAACGUUCGCGGAUGGGAUUUUCGAAGUCCGGCCAAUGCCGCUUGGUCCAUUCUAUCUGCGCAUUCACAAAUCAUCAGAGACUUGGAUUUCAACGCAAAUCGCCAGUAUUUUCUAUCCACUUGCGGCGACGACGGAUACAUGAAGUUCUGGGAUAUCCGACUGCCGACAGAACCGGUGCUGUCGCGCAUGGAGCAUUCGCACUGGGUAUGGAAUAUACGGAUCAAUCGUUUCCACGAUCAGCUCGUUCUAACGUCCAGCAGCGACUCCCGAGUGAUAUUGUGCAGUAUAGCGUCCAUAUCGUCGGAACCGUUCGGACAUAUGGUGUCGGCGGAAGACGAGACGUCGCAGAGCGAAGAGUCUUGCGGGAAGAAAAAAUUGGAAGACGGUCUGGUAGGAAGGUACGAGGAGCAUGAAGACAGUGUGUACGCAGUGGAGUGGUCGUCCGCCGACCCCUGGACAUUCGCGUCUCUCAGUUACGACGGCAGAUUAGUCCUGAAUAAAGUACCGCGGAAAUAUAAAUAUCAAAUACUUCUGUGAAUCCACCGAUACUAGAAGAUGACCGAGAGAUGAAAAAGCGGAAGUAAAAUUGUUUCUUGUAUAUUUAAUGUUGUACCUAUGCGAUAUGUCACGUACAAUAUUAAGUACAACACUGUAUAUAUGUGCAUAUGUGUUAUAAUAGCAAGUAUAUAAAAUAAUUUCUUAAUUGUACACGAGGAUACAUAUUUAUACAAGUACGUAUAUAUACAUUAUAAACAAAUGGAACAUACAUAUAAAC